AGGGGGUUGGGCAUCCGCCGCCUUGUGCUCUUCAAGGCCGCCGCCGCUAGCCCAGCUCCUUCCUCCUCGCCCUGCACGCCGCAAAAGCCCGAAGAUGGCGGCUCACCAUCUCCUCGCCCGCUUGCACCGCUGCCUCUUGCCCGCCGCUUCCCGAUGGGGGUCAGGGCACAGGACGGCGCCGCUGGCUCUCGGGGCGCAAGCGAAGACUUGCGGCUGCUAUUUUUCAACCAGUUCCUGUCACAAUACCCAAUUUUAUACUGAUCCGGUAGAAGCAGUAAAAGACAUACCAAGUGGGUCCACUCUCCUUGUUGGUGGUUUUGGGCUCUGUGGAAUUCCAGAGAACCUCAUAGGAGCUUUGUUGAAGACUGGUGUAAAAGGAAUAACCGCUGUCAGUAACAAUGCAGGAGUAGACAACUUUGGGCUUGGACUUCUGCUUCAGACCAAACAGAUCAAGCGUAUGGUGUCAUCCUAUGUUGGAGAAAAUGCAGAAUUUGAGCGACAAUAUUUAUGUGGUGAACUGGAAGUUGAGCUUACCCCACAGGGUACCCUUGCUGAGCGGAUCCGAGCAGGAGGAGCUGGCAUCCCAGCUUUCUUCACCAGUACGGGGUAUGGGACAUUGGUGCAAGAAGGAGGGUCUCCAAUCAAAUACAACAAAGACGGCACUGUUGCCCUGGCUAGUGAGCCAAGAGAGGUGAGGGAAUUUGACGGUCGGCAUUACAUUAUGGAGAAAUCAAUUACCGGAGAUUUUGCGUUAGUAAAGGCCUGGAAGUCUGAUCGUGCUGGAAAUAUUAUCUUCAGAAAAACUGCGAGAAAUUUCAAUCAGCCUAUGUGUAAAGCUGCCAGAACAACAGUGGUAGAGGUAGAAGAAAUUGUUGAUGUAGGGUCCUUUGCCCCCGAAGAUAUCCAUGUCCCCAAAAUCUACGUCCAUCGUCUCAUCCAAGGGGACAAGUAUGAAAAAAGAAUUGAGAGAUUAUCACUUCGCAAAGCUGAAGACUCUCAGGGCAAACAGAAGAAAAGUGGUGAUAAUGUAAGAGAAAGGAUUAUCAGACGGGCAGCUCUUGAAUUUGAAGAUGGCAUGUAUGCUAACUUGGGUAUCGGCAUUCCCCUGCUUGCCAGCAACUAUAUCAGCCCAGCUAUAACUGUGCAUCUACAGAGUGAAAAUGGCGUCCUUGGUUUGGGACCCUAUCCAUCUGAAAAUGAAGUUGACCCUGACCUCAUCAAUGCAGGUAAAGAAACAGUCACUGUAUUGCCAGGUGCUUCAUACUUCUCUAGUGAUGAAUCUUUUGCAAUGAUUCGAGGGGGACAUGUUGAUCUAACUAUGCUUGGGGCAAUGCAAGUAUCUAAACAUGGUGAUUUAGCCAACUGGAUGAUCCCUGGAAAGAUGGUGAAAGGAAUGGGUGGUGCCAUGGAUUUGGUGUCCAGCUCAAGAACUAAAGUAGUAGUGACUAUGGAACACUCAGCAAAGGGCAAUGCCCACAAAAUACUGGAAAAGUGCACUUUGCCGAUUACCGGGAAACAAUGUGUGGAUUGCAUCAUAACAGAAAAGGCGGUUUUUAAUGUCGAUAAGAAAAAAGGACUGACGCUGAUUGAGAUCUGGGAAGGCGAGUCUGUAGAUGAGAUUAAAAAAUGCACCGGUGCUGACUUUACUGUUUCACCAAACCUCAUGCCAAUGAAGCAGAUUUGAACCUGAAAUUUAGAGUGGUCCUUUCUUCCAUACUUCCAGGGAAGGAGAAUCAAAUGUCUGUUUUUGCAUUUAUGCAUUAUUCAGAGGUCUUUGUAAAGCAGUUUUUAUUUAAGUAGUUAUCAUCAAGUUGACUUGUAAACAUUUGCUUGUAUGCAACAAUACAGUACAGUUUCCAAAUUUAAAAUUUCAUUUGGUACUUAGAUAUUUUUAAAUAGAGUAUUGCAGGUUUGACUGUUAAUAAACAGUAGUAGAGGAAAUGACUCAGUUAAGAUUAUCAUUCUCUUGUCUUCUAAUGCUGAAAUAUGCACAAACUUUUCCAAACAGAUAAAACUGCAGUUAAGUUAUCAACUUCAGAAUAAUCCAGCCAUUUUCAGUGCCUCUGAAUGUGUCCAGGGCCAUAUAUGACUCCUUUUAUGCUAACGUUACUUUUACAUGCAGAAAAGCAAUUUGAGGGUGCCUGUAUACUAGCUACUAUGGUACUACCACUAUUACACAGACACGAACACAGAUCUGAAUACAAAUAGACACAUAUUGUUUGCUUAAAAUUUGUGAAUCAUCAGAACUUUGGAUAUUUAGACAUUGUAUUUUCAGGGUUGCAUUGCUAAAAGACUACACAGGGCUGUUUAUAUCUCUGAUAAAAAGAAAGCAUUUUUAAACCUUCCAGUUACUCAUCCUGUGAGUUUAUGAGUUUAGAUGACUGGAGCAUAUAUUUGCUUGUUGAGAUCUCAGAACCCCCAAAGUCUAGAAUUCUUGUUUUCAAAAUUUGCAGUAAUAUAUGGAUUUUGUUCUGUGUAACAUAUAAGCACUUUCUAAUGGGUUAUCCAGUAGCACUUACUUGCUGAAAGCAUGAAUAUAUACAUUAGAAAAUAAAUUUCUGGCAGGAUAAAAGAUGCAAGAUAAAUUGGGGAAAAAAUUGCUUAUAUUUGUAGGGAUAAUACUGGCUACAACAUCUGUCAGUCCCUUAGUUGGAUUGGUUUGGCACAGAAAUGUGUUUAUUUAACUGCCAAUGUACAGCCCUGAAUUGUAUAAAAAUAUACAAUGAAUUGUUCAUCUUGCACAUACCAGAAGCUUUGUUGCAAUGGAACUUUGUCAUGAUGCAGUUACAAUAACUUUCUUUUUACUAAUCUUAUUUAUUCAGCUGCACCUAUUCAUACAUUAAUGUGUGGAUUCCAUAUUUUACUAAUACCAAAAAUUAAUUGUUCACAUAGAUUUUUAAUUACAUAAAUCUAGGUGCUAUUUGGAAUUUGACUUUAUCCUUUAGGUUUUCAUAUAAUAGCAGAUAGCAUCUGCUUUUCUCUCUUGAUCUGAAAGAUUAAAAAAAAAAUCUCAGGUCAAAGCUUCUUUCCUCAUUUCUUUCUUUCCUACCUAAGCACUGAUUGCAGAAACAUUACAGCUUGGCCAGAUCAUUAGCAUUCCAGUGAGAUACAUCCCUGCCUUUUUAUGUGGUUGGUUUUCAGUGACCAGUACCUAUUUGGGAGCGCAAUUGGAUGUAGAUCUUUUUUUCUUCUUCUUCCCAAGAAGUCCUUCUGAUCUGAAAUGCAGAAAUUAGAGAGCAACAUCUAAGCAAAGAUUUUGGGUGAUGAGAGCUGAACUUAAUUUAUGUGUGAUAUGGGAACCUUUGAAUGCCUGCUUAUGGACUAAUGAGCAGCUAGUGAUACUUUUUUCCCUUGGGGCAGUGCUUCUAAACUCGGCAACCUGAAGAUAGAUGGACUUCAACUCCCAGAAUUCCCUAACCAGCAUGGUGCUGGGAAAUUCUGGGAGUUGAAGUCCACAAAUCUUCAAGUUGCUGAGGUUGAGAAACACUGUUCUCAGGAGCAACAGGCAUUUUGCAGCAGGAGAAGACUGUUUAGGGGAAAAACAUAAGAAAUGCUGAAAGUUAUUAAGAAUAUGUAGCACUUCUGGCCUCUUUUUUUUCUCUUAGGUAUUAGUUUAUAUUAGUUUUUCUAUUCUAUUUUUAACAUUUAAUAAAGUUGUGCAAAAAAAGUUUCAACUGAACCCAGAGAUUAUUAUGAAACCAAUUUUGAAGGCAAGUUCAAAGGAAACAAUCUGUACACCAGGUAUUAUUAGCAGGACGCAGUGGUGGCUUUUUACCAUAGUUUGAUAGUAGUACCAAAUCCUAGAGGCACCAAUAGGAAUGAAUAAUUUGCAGAAAAGUUUGAAUUUAUUAUUGUCCAAGUCAUCUGGAGAUUUGGGAAAGGUGCAUAUGUGAGUUCAUCCCCUAGUCUGGUCCACCAGUUUAUCCAGGGACCCUUCCUGAUUGUACACCUAAUAUAAUAGUAUUUCUGCCCUUCAGUAGAAAGUUUCUUUUUUGGCCCUUCUCUUUCAUUCCUUGUAUUUGUCAAACGUUUCACUCUGCCCACUGAUAAGGAAUAAAAGUGAACUGACUAACGA
This is a messenger RNA of Notechis scutatus (mainland tiger snake), 4075 nucleotides long. RefSeq names its product 3-oxoacid CoA-transferase 1 (gene OXCT1). Gene Ontology annotation, cellular component: mitochondrion. Gene Ontology annotation, molecular function: succinyl-CoA:3-oxo-acid CoA-transferase activity. Gene Ontology annotation, biological process: ketone body catabolic process. Lineage: Eukaryota; Metazoa; Chordata; Lepidosauria; Squamata; Elapidae. The record is from RefSeq and is a predicted model, not a curated record.